Molecule: messenger RNA, 4965 nt
Organism: Drosophila bipectinata
Lineage: Eukaryota; Metazoa; Arthropoda; Insecta; Diptera; Drosophilidae
Gene: wwk
Product: white walker
Source: RefSeq, a predicted model, not a curated record
UGUAAUAAGUCAAUUAAUUGACACGCAAAUAUUGUGAUUAAACUGCAAUGUAAUAGAAUAAUAUUUUUAUAAUAUCUGAAAAGAUUCUAUAAACUAUAAAAAACAAAAACAAAUAAAAUUUAAAAUAAAUCAGCAAAGUGAGAUUUUGGCACAGCAUGAGCCAAAGUUUUAAAACUUUAAUGCACGGUGGUGAAGGGUCCGGAGACGGAGUUUCGUACUCGGAGCGGCAGUCGUCGGAGGAUGUGCCGGAUUCUACGGCGACUACAACAGCCGGCGAUGGUGGCGGCGGCACCAGGGAUGGCGGAGAGGAUGAUUUCACCGAUGACAACAAUUUUGAAUCGAAUUUGCGACGUCGCAAAGGCAAAAUAAUAUCCUGUGCCAAGGAGACCAUCGAGAAUGCUUCCCGCCAACUACGCCGCAAAGUGCCCUACGCCGGCCAUCUGAUGACGCCGCGUCGCCUCUGGCUCAAUAAAAUUCCCACACAAUGUGACGUGGUUAUUGAAUUUCCCGAGGACGCGCCAGACGAGGCACUCCGCUGGCUCCUGGCCCGCAUCCGCUCCCAGCCACCGGCCGGUCUUGGGCUCCUUGUCCAGGUCAAGGCGCACGAGAGUUCGCGGCGGAAUGCCUUCUAUGUCAGUGCUCCGGUGAAUGUCCUCUUUAAAGCCGCCGAAGAUGCCCGCCUGCCAAAGCGCUUAAGACCAGACUUGGGUGGUGCACUGAGAGAGUUCACCACCCGCGAGAGCCACUGCUUCCAACAGCUGCGUGGGGAUGUGGGCAGCACGGUGCUGUUCACUUCACAGGAGCGCCAAUGGCUGGUCCUUCAGGUGCUCCAAGGACUGCGGGCUGGCUGCAGUGACAUCGAUGCUUUGCACGGACGAGCGGCCGUUUCUGAGGGCCAGAGCAUUGUGGCCGCUUGGCAGGAGUCCGGCCUAAUCACACAGGUCUUUCCCCUUCACGAGCCCAGCUCGCUAACCCAGCUUCAGACGCAUUGGGUUAAACAGAUAUUUGCACCACAGCCUUUAGACGACAUUGCUGCCUAUUUUGGCGUUAAGGUUGCCUUAUACUUUGCCUGGCUGGGUCAUUACACCUGCGCUUUGGGCGUACCGGCUGUUUUUGGCACCAUCCUCUAUUGCAUUCUCUGGGGCAAGGGUCAGACCGCCCAGGACAUGGGUCAUGUUCUCUUCUCGCUGUUCAACGUAGCCUGGGCCUCGCUUUACUUGGAGGCUUGGAAGCGGUAUUCCGUGGAGUUGGCUUUCCGUUGGGGCACUUUAUCAACGCCACCGGAGUUGCUGGAGCCGCCCAGGCCCCUGUAUAAGGGUCCUUUGGAGGAAAACAACGUAACUGGGCGACUAGAGCCGAGGGAGGCUCCUGCUUGGCAACGACGUGCGUUUCGCUACCUGGUCAGUUUUCCAAUUAUAGGAUGCUGUCUCUGCAUGGUCUUUGUUGUUAUGUUUCUCAUGUUACGCUUUCAGGAUUGGUGGGACUCGAAGUUGCCGGAGGAGAGUGUCCUGUGCUGCCUAAGUGUCAUUCCGAAAGUUCUACUGGCAGGAGCCAUUACCCUAAUGGACGAGGCCUACUUUAAACUGGCAGUGUGGCUCAAUGAUCGGGAAAACUAUCGUCUGCAGUCCAAAUAUGAGAACCAUUUAAUAGCCAAAGUGGCUUUGUUCCAAUUCGUCAACUCGUUUCUAUCACUUUUCUAUAUUGCCUUCUACUUGCGCGACGAGGAUAAGCUUAAAGAGCAACUGGCUGGUCUACUAAUCUCUCGUCAAAUCAUUGGAAACCUACGCGAGUCUGCCCUUCCCUACUUUGUCGAACAAUGGAAGUUGGCCAAGCUGAGCUUCAACAUGUGGGGAGCUCUGAGCCCCACCCAGAACGUGACACGCAGCCUGGCCGAGGAACUGGCAACGGCAGAGGCCGAGCUUAAGGCGGAGGGAUCUGGCACGCCCACUAAAAGCCACCAAGCCCACCAAACCGAGUCCAAACGGAAUAUCGGGCAGGCCGAAAUCGAGAGCUCGCUGUACAAGUAUGAUGGCACAUUUUCGGACCAUUUGGAGAUGCUCGUCCAAAUGGGGUAUGUGGUGCUCUUUUCGGCCGCCUUUCCCCUGGCCGGCGUCUGCGCUUUGAUCAACAACCUGAUGGAGAUUCGCUCCGAUGCCUUCAAGCUGGCCCAUGUGCAUCAGCGUCCGUUUGGACAGCGUGUGGCCAACAUUGGCACCUGGCAGAAUGCCCUGAGCAUCCUUUCCCUGGCAGCUGUCAUCGUGAAUUGUGCCCUAAUUGGCCUCUCUGGUCAGGUUUCGAGGCUGUGGCCGGGACUGACCACCGCUCAGACAAUAAUUCUGAUUGUCACUCUCGAGCACAUAAUGUUGGGGUUGCGGCAGGCACUCACCUGGUUACUGCCGGAGUUGCCCUCCUGGCUGGCGGCGGAAAUCGCACGCGCCGAACAUUGCCGUCGGGAAAUGCAGUGCAAGGGCACCUCGCCACGACCCACACCGCCCACGCCGCAGUCGACCACGUCCACUCAGCCGGAACAGGAGGGCACCGGCGGCAUGCAAAUGGAUAGCGGCGCCAAUACCACCCACGAUCAGUCCAUGGAGAGCCAGGUGGCCGAGGAUAUAUUGCUCUAUGGUCAGGAAUUCGCUAGCUAUGGUCGCAACAUAGAGGCGGAUGUUAAUAUUUAUGAGAAUCGUGACUCGUCACCGGACUCACCCCCCUCACAGACCAGCACCAUACUCAUCAGGCCGUUGCACGAGUCAACCCCUCCGCACGGUGGCGCCUCAAUGUCGAGUCUUCAUCAGGACGGCAAUGGCGGAGCUUCUGCCAGCACGCUAGCUCUCAACUCGGCGGCUUAUGCAGCCCGUAUGCAGUCGAUGCAUAUCCAAGAAAUACCGCCAUUCCGAAAGAAAUCCAGCGAUUCGGCUGAUCACACUGGCAGCAGCACCAGCAGCAGUCCCCAGCGGACCACAAUGCGCCAAUUAUCCGGACAAAGGGAUCCGCAGCAGACGAUCCCGGAGAUACCACCGUACAAGACGCGAAAAAUAUCCGCGGAGAGCUCCACGCCCCUGAACAUGAGCGACAAGCUACACAUAAAACUUCAUGCACCAGAAUGGAUGUCUCGUUUAAAAGUCAACGAUAAUACGAAUCUCCAUAGGAGCAUAGAUUGUAUUGCAAAGGAACUCGGGAAUACAGCCGACACCGCGGAUAUCCUAAAGCCGGCUCCAUCCUGGUGCAACGUGGCCAUGAAGUCCGGCGCACCUGGCAGCAAUUUAGCAACACCACCAGCCUCCCAGCAGCAGCAGCAAAUAGUCGCAUCCUCAUCGUCGUCCUCGGGUGGCGGGGGUAGCGUUUUCAGUCCCAGCGGUGCUGGUCCAACUGGCGCACCCGCUGGCAUUAGUAAUUCCCAAUCCCGACCCAGUGUCGGCGCCCUAUCCAACUCCUCAUCCAGUUCAUCCCAUAAGCAGCAACAAAAGCUUGCCAAGGAGGAAAGGGAACGAGAAAAGGAGAGGGAAAAGGAGAAGGAGAAAGAGAAAGAAAGGGAAAAGGAGAAAGAAAAAGAAAAGGAGAAAGAGGCUCAGGCCGCAUCCACAUCAACGGGCAACACAGAUGAUGAAGCCAAGGCAGCUGAAUUGGCUGCCAAGAAAUCCCGCCUAAAACAGAAGCUGGUCAAGAGUGCGAGAUCCGUGGCCAUAUUCUCACUAAAACUGAAGGAGCGAAGACAGCGCGAGGCGGAAAAGGCAGCCACCAUAGCCGUUGAACAUGCCAAGGCCCUGGCAAAGCUACCAAUGCCUCAGCCAGUGGGUGGGGAGCUUUCUUGUAUACCCAUCGAACAGUUAAUUCAAAUCGACGAUAUCAAACCUGCGAUUAAGCCUGCAAAUCCAUCAGGAAUGACAGCACCCACAUCCUCGAGUCAAGCCGGUUCUUCGACGUAUCAAUAUCAGAAUCAAUACCAACAGCCGCAGCAGUAUCAUCCGCCCUCACAUUCGCACCCACAUACGGAUAAUUGAGCUUAUUAAAUACGAAAGUACCGAAAUUAAUUAACCACCCACUCGCACACUUUGUAAAUAGUUUUCUAUGCACUGGAUCCUUCCCCAUCUAGCUGAGAUUUUAUCGAAGUUACCGAUGAUAUGUGAGCAAAUUUGCUGAAUGUGUGUCUUGUCCAGAGUUGGAUGCAACUAUUAAACUAUACCUAGUAGUAUUUAGUAGAGAAACUAAGUUAUGUCAUCGAAGAGAGAAGCGUAUGUUUUGCAGAAAUCCGUUUUUAACGAAAAUCUUGAUAAUAUUUAGCCUUCUGCAAUAGUUGAAACAUUAAAAAGCAGUAAAGCCAAAGCAAUAAUGUUUUGAAACGAAUUUUUGGUUAGCAUCUUAGCUGUUGAAUGUGUUUUUGGUAGUCAAUGUUAAUUAGCGUUUAGCAGAAAAAAAUCAAUUUGUUACACGAAGAAAUGUUGAAAAUGUUACGUUUUGCAUUUAUGUUGCCAGUAAAUGAAUAUUGAAUAUACGUAUAUUAAUUAAGGAAUACAACAAUCAAACACACUCACCCACGAAUCAAAAUCUGACAGCACAACGACUUAAGGCACUUACACGAAACUGUGAGAUAAUAUCGUCCAUUGUUCCUUCCAUAUUCAAGGUUUAAGCCUUCGCACUCGCUUUUAGCUAUAUGGUACAACUGAUCGGAUAAAAACUAUCAACAUCAGCAGCUUUCUUACGAAAAACUAUAACUAUAAUAUGCUGCAUUUCUUCGUUUACUCAGUACUUGCUUUAUUACAAGAAAUAUGUAUCGAUAUUGUGGGCACAGGACCUACUUUUAAACACAAAUGCACUCAAACACUCACCCAAAGGAUAUUUGUAAAUAUAUUGUAGCUGUUAAGUGUAAUUGAAACGAUCUAUACAAACAAAAAUAAAUUAAUGAUUGUAUGUGCUUUUGUGUUGGAAAAACGAACUCAAUUAAAGCCCAUUCAUUUGAGAAACCCA